Molecule: messenger RNA, 3474 nt
Organism: Ostrinia furnacalis (Asian corn borer)
Lineage: Eukaryota; Metazoa; Arthropoda; Insecta; Lepidoptera; Crambidae
Gene: senju
Product: UDP-galactose transporter senju
Exons: 5
Coding region: 101-1126 (341 amino acids)
Biological process (GO): pyrimidine nucleotide-sugar transmembrane transport
Cellular component (GO): Golgi membrane
Molecular function (GO): pyrimidine nucleotide-sugar transmembrane transporter activity
Source: RefSeq, a predicted model, not a curated record
UUUUUCAUCGUCUAUCUGUGAUUGUGAUUGUUGUACAAACAAUUUGUUUAAAAAUUUAAGCUACAUUUUUUUACUUUUUACAGUUAAAAAAAUCAAAACAAUGAAAAAAGAAUUGUUUCCUAAUAAAGAAGCAUUUAUUACGUUUAGCUUAUACAUCAUAUUGUUUGUAUUUCAGGGUGUAUUUGUAACUGCGUCGAAGACAGAAAAUGGCGGAUAUGACUACAACACCACGCUGGUUGUUUUCCUAUCGGAACUGCUUAAGCUUAUUAUAUCAGCAACAUUGUACACUUAUAGAAGAGAAAAUAAACCACACAUUUUUAAAGCAGUUGCUUUGAAUUACAAAUUAUUACUUUUGUAUUUCAUCCCAUCACUGCUAUAUUGCUUUUACAACAAUUUGGCAUUCAUCAAUUUAUCUCACUAUGACCCAACUUCAUACUACAUACUGCUACAAUUUCGAGUGGUUCUGACAGCUCUCCUGUUCCAGUUUUUAUUCAACAAGAAGUUAGCGUUUAUGCAAUGGAUAUCACUUGGAAUCCUCACAACCGGAUGUAUAAUCAAGAAUUUCGACGCAGCAACAGUCCAGUCGAAUGGCGAUUCAGACUUAUGGUCGCAGAUAUUCAAUAUUUACUUUUUGUCUAUAAACUUCCAGAAUUUCUGCUCAUGUUUAGCAGGUACGUAUAACGAGUACCUACUAAAAACACAAGGAUCCAGUGUCGAUAUAUUCUUACAAAAUGUUUUUAUGUACUUGGACUCAGUAAUUUGUAAUUUCAUAAUUUUAAUGAUAAAGGGCGAGGUGGUUACUCUAUUUGACGAUAUGCAAUCAAUUUGGAAUUUAUUCGUAAUACUUAUUACAGUUAAUAGUGCUGUUGUGGGUAUAGUCACAAGUUUCUUUUUAAAGAACCUUAAUUCAAUAUUAAAAACUUAUGCCAGUGCUUUAGAAUUAGUUAUAACGGCCGUUGUCUGUUAUAUUCUCUUUAGUAUACCCAUCACGCCAUAUACAAUUGUAUCUAUCGGUCUCGUAAGUGUAGCGGUCGUGAUGUACUUCAAAAACCCUGUUAAUAAUGUCAUCCAAAACACAUCCGAUAAGGACAAAGUACCUCUUUUAAAUGUUACGUCAGAAAAAUAAUACUCUAGUCUUUUUUUAAAGAUCUUGAUUAAUUAAGUACCGGUUAAUUCGUGUGUUGAAGGGAUCUCUUAUUAUGAAUAUUUCGAAAUUGACGAUGGUAUAUUUUUAUAAUAAUAUGAUUGCAUUUUUGUAGUUUUUAUUGAUUUUGGAAGUUUUGUAACAGUUCGAAGCUAUGACUGACGAUGACGAUGACGUUGUUGACGUCCGUCCGGACCAUUUACCUGCUAAAAAUUAAUUCUCAAAUAGAUUUUAAACUGAAUAUCUGUAGGUAUGUGUCUAAGGAAUCAUUGUGGCAUUAUGUGUAAUAUUGAAACACUGCACUUCAUAGCAGUUUAUUGUGGUCCUAUAGAUGAAUAAUUUAGGGUGCGAAGGGUUCCGGGUCCUUUUUCGGUUGGGUUAUCUUAUUUUCUAAAUUGAGUCUGGUGUAGAUUUAUAGAAUGCGCCCCCAGCAAAAACUGCUGAAAUAUUAUUUGGUGCAUAUUUAGGUACUACAUUUAUUAUAUUUUCGAAGAAAAGUUCCACACACUUGAAUAUAACGAGAUAAAUUUACGGUUUAAAACCUUUACCAUGGUUAAAGUUAAUAAAACCCAGUUUUGGAGUCAAAUAAAUUGACAUUAAUAUUACGUUAUUUGAAGUCACUUACUUUCAUACCUAAAGCCGCAUUUACAUUACGAAACAAGUUCCAUGCAUGACACUUUUUUCUGUACCUGUGAAACUAGUUUCAUUAAAAAUAAUAGCGUCGUGAACUUGUAUCACAACACAGUGGUCAUGGAUUCUUAUUUUGUUUGCGUCGCGUUUAUACGAUGACACUAAUUUUAUUUUAUCAAAAAAUCUUGUUUCAAUGUUAUGCAAUGGUUGCAUGCACAUCACGCAUGUUUUACACAUGUUAAAUUAUUGAUGAAACUAGUGUCGCGAAACUAAUUUUACACCACUAAUUUCGCAAUGUUUUUGUUGUUGUUUUGUGUCGCUGAAUAAAAAAUAUUUCAAUUGAAUUUUCAAUGUAAAUUCGGCUGAAGGUUCGAUCGAAAUCAUAAAAGCUGUAUUUUUAUAUUGUUUUUACUGUUGACUGAGUUUUCAUGUUUAGUAUGGUACAAAGUAUUAAUUUAUUAUUAUAGAGUAUAAUUUAUUUGUUAGAUAUUUAGUAGGUAUCACAAAUUAAUGUAUCAACGGGUUUUGUUACAAUUUUGUUACCUAAUUUAAUUGUGAUAAGGAUAAGCAAUAAUACUAUUAGGUAUUACAACUAUUGCUGUGUAUAACAACUAUAACAAGCCCAUCCACCUGGUUGGGAAGAGUGGAAAUAAAAAUGCACUCUUCCCACUCAGGUGGGAUGGCCAGAUAAAAUAGGUGGAAUAGGGGGGGUAUGAUUUUAUUCAUGAGCAACCUAUACCAUACCAUGCUAGGUAGGGUUACCACACAUCCAAUUUUUUCCGGGCGGAUAUGCCUAUAUUUUUUAUUAUUUGGUGUGUGUAUACGUGGAACGUAUUUAUCUUGUUCAAUUGGAUAACUAAAAAUGUAUUCAUAUAAUUAAAAGAACCACGCCACUUUUUGUGUGAGACGCUUUUCAGACCUCUGCACAGAUUAAUGUGUUGAAAAUUCCUCAUAUUAAGAAGGUAUAUCCAACCUUUCAUAACUUAACUUUCCCCUCAUAAAGACUAUGUAUAAAGGUCUCAGAAGUCACAAAAUAUAAAUAUAAGUUUACGUAGUUAAAUAGUAUGUUUAUUUAUUCUAUAAAAUACUGGCGUUUAGAAUUGUACCUAUAUUUAAAGUAAUAAUACUAACAUCGGCCCUGUGUGGAUACACUAAAUAUUAUAAUCUUAGUAUUUCUAAGAAACCUUUACCAACCGAAAUUUCUACCAACCGUGCGAUGUGGAAGUCAUUGGGGGAGGCCUAUGUUCAGCAGUGGACGUCAUGUGGCUGAAAUGAUGAUGAUGAUGAUAAUUUCUAAGAGUAACUAUUGUAAUUUGCAAAAGAAAAUUUCUUUUGGUAUUUAUAAUUUUCUAGUAUUUACUAUUUGCGUUACGAUACGAUAUUACAUGUAAACUAAAGUGGAGUGUGCGAAUUCAGAUUGUUUAUGUAUCUUUAAAGUGAUGUACGUUUAAAUCGUUUACCGCGUUACCAGAGUAAGGCGCGGUGUAGUACUGUACGCUUUGUUAAGAAGCAAGUUAAUGAAAGACAAUAACGAGCUAACUUAAUCUUAUACUUAGUUUUAAGUCAUCGCUACAAGUGAAAGGGGUGGAAGAGAUACGGCGUUAUAAAACCGCAGAAUUUUAGUUGACUCAAGUGUUUAAAGUUUUGAUUGUUUCGUUAUUACUUUUUUUUAAUGCGUAGGUCUAAAUUGGGCGUUAGAA